Molecule: messenger RNA, 2395 nt
Organism: Sinocyclocheilus anshuiensis
Lineage: Eukaryota; Metazoa; Chordata; Actinopteri; Cypriniformes; Cyprinidae
Product: mucin-17-like
Exons: 5
Coding region: 171-1388 (405 amino acids)
Biological process (GO): RNA export from nucleus; protein import into nucleus
Cellular component (GO): nuclear pore
Molecular function (GO): structural constituent of nuclear pore
Source: RefSeq, a predicted model, not a curated record
CUACUACCCUUGGCACAACUCCUGCAGAAACUACUACCCUUGGCACAACUCCUGAAGAAACUACUAAUCUGGGCACCACUUCUGUAGAAAGUACUUCCUUUGGCACCACUUCUGUUAAAACUACACCAGUUAGUUCAACGGGAUUAGUAUUGGAAACAUCCACAUUUGAAAUGAGAACUGCUGAAACAACCUCAGUUGUAUCUACACCUGGCAUAGCAUCUGCUGGUGGAAGCACGACGUUUCAAACUGCCACUUGGCACCACCACUGCAGAAACCACUAUCAUUGGCACCACUUAUGUGAAAAAAAUAACUAUGACAGAUACCGAUUCCUUAGAAUGUACCACCACUUGUACACACACUACCCUGUAGAAACUACUUCUGUAGAAACUACUACCCUGGGAACCACUUCUGUAGAAACUACUACCCUUCGCACAACUCCUGCAAAAACUACUACCCUUGGCACAACUCCUGAAGAAACUACUACGCUGGGCACUGCUUCUGUUGAAACUACACCUUCAGUUAGUUCAACACAAGUGGUAUUGGAAACGGCCACAUUUGAAAUGAGAACUGCUGAAACAACAACCUCAGUUGUAUCUACACCUGGCAUAGCAUCUGCCGUUGGAAGCACAACGUCUCAAACUGCCACUUGGCACCACCACUGCAGAAACCACUAUCAUUGGCACCACUUAUGUGAAAAAAAUAACUAUGACAGAUACCGAUUCCUUAGAAUGUACCACCACUUGUACACACACUACCCUGUAGAAACUACUUCUGUAGAAACUACUACCCUGGGAACCACUUCUGUAGAAAGCACUACCCCCGUCACCACUUCUGAAAAAACUACUACACUUGGCACUGCUUCUGUUGAAACUACACAUUCAGCUAGUUCAACGCAAGUAGUAUUGGAAACAUCCACAUUUGAAAUGAGAACUGCUGAAACAACAACCUCAGUUGUAUCUACACCUGGCAUAGCAUCUGCUGGUGGAAGCACGACGUUUCAAACUGCCACUUGGCACCACCACUGCAGAAACCACUAUCAUUGGCACCACUUAUGUGAAAAAAACAACUAUGACCGAUACCGAUUCCUUAGAAUGUACCACCACUUGUACACACACUACCCUGUAGAAACUACUACCCUGGGAACCACUUCUGUAGAAACUACUACCCUUGGCACAACUCCUGCAAAAACUACUACCCUUGGCACCACUUCUACAGAAACUACUACCCUUGGCACAACUCCUGCAGAAACUACUACCCUUGGCACAACUCCUGAAGAAACUACUACUCUGGGCACCACUUCUGUAGAAAGUAUUUCCCUUGGCACCACUUCUGUAGAAACAACUACUCUGGGCACCACUUCUACAGAAACUACUUACCCUACUACGUGAUUCCUUAGAAUGUACUACCACUUGUACACACUAGUACCUUUGCCACCCAUUUUGCAGAUAGCCCUACACUUGUCAUCACUGUAGAAACAUCAGCAUUGAUUAAUUCAAUAGUAAUAGUGUUGGAAACAUCCACACAUGUAAUGAAAACUGCUGGAACAACAAUCUUUGCUAUAUCUAUGCCUGGCAUAUUAUCUGCUUUUGAAUUCAUAGUGGAUGAAAGUAACACUUCUGCAGAAAGUGCUACCCUUGGCACAAUUUUUGUGGAAAGUACUAUUCUGGCCACCACUUCUGGAGAAAGUACUACCUUUGACUCCACUUCUCCAGAAACUACUACCCUAGGCACCACUUUGACUGAGACACUGUUGUUCUGAAAUUCUGCAGUGAAUAAUCUUUACUGCCGUUUACCUUGUGGCAACAAUGGAGGUUACAGAUUUAAAGAUGUAUGGUGUAUGAAUGACCUGUAUGACUCUUUUAGUUGUAUCUGUGGAACAAGCAUACCAUUGAUCAUGCCACUUCUAACAAGAUAUACAAGAUGAGCAGAUGAUGGGCAAUGAGAUGAGGACAAGGUCUUGUGGUAUUCCCUAAAGACUGCUACUCUACUACAGAUACUGAUCUCUGCGCUCCUGCUUAAUAAAAUAGGAAUAUAAAUGUAAAUUAAUCAUAUUUAAGGAUUUCAUGAGGUUUUCUUUUGACAAAAUGUAUAUUAAAAUAUAAUAUUUGCUGUAAUUGAUUUUUGAAAAUGUGUUUUAUGGUUUGUGUAAUGUAAAUGUCACCGUCAAAUGAAUAAAAGAAUUUCACUGAGGCCAUCAUGAAACAUUGUUUAUUAGGUACUAUAUACUCAAAGCAAUUAAAAACUAAACUUCUACCAUUGAAAUCAGCCAAACUGCCUGCACUGUAAGCAGUGAGAUGUUGGUGUUUGCAGUUUUGACCGCUUUCUUGAUUAUGGUGGGCUUGAUUGAGUGCUCUGCAACACUUAUUUGUAGUGUAAAUUUGGUAUAAUACAUGGA